Molecule: messenger RNA, 357 nt
Organism: Opisthorchis viverrini
Lineage: Eukaryota; Metazoa; Platyhelminthes; Trematoda; Opisthorchiida; Opisthorchiidae
Exons: 2
Coding region: 1-357 (118 amino acids)
Cellular component (GO): mitochondrion; cytoplasm
Molecular function (GO): lipoic acid binding; acetyltransferase activity
Source: RefSeq, a predicted model, not a curated record
AUGCUGUGUCGCUCUACUUACUGCAUAAUGCAGGGUAGGUUUGUUGAAGUAGGUGACAAUGUGCGGCAGUUCGAUCCCGUCUGUGAAGUGCAGAGUGACAAAGCUACUGUUACCAUUACCAGCCGCUAUGAUGGUAUCGUCCGUGCCUUGCAUUUCAAGCCACAAGACACCUGUUUGGUUGGUCAAGCUCUUGUAGAUAUUGAGGUGGACAACAGCUCUUCAAAUUCGGAUAAGCGCGAGCUUCAUUCAGUACCUGUUGAAGUGCCAGACUGCAUCGAGCCAGAAGCCAAUAGGAUAAAGGUAUUGGCGACUCCGAGUGUUCGUCGACUUGCGGCGGAGUACAAGGCAAGUGUUUAG